AUACAGUUGUCCCACAUCCUUUUACAGCUCUAGGGAUGAGAUUUCGUGGUGAUAAGAGAUUGGAUAAUAUUAUCCUCGAAUUCAAGCUUACAAAUACAUUCGAUAAAAGUCAUGAUGGAUGGUGUUCAUCGGGCUUAUAUAAUAAAAGAACAAAAUACACAAGUGGGGACGCUAUUCAGGAUUUGGAUCGAGCGAAAAAAUCAUGGUCAAUUGGCAACUUUGAAACUCACGAUGCCUGUAAAAGAUAUUUGAAAGGCUAA
Molecule: messenger RNA, 260 nt
Organism: Entrophospora candida
Lineage: Eukaryota; Fungi; Glomeromycota; Glomeromycetes; Entrophosporales; Entrophosporaceae
Source: the annotation of a GenBank genome assembly